Messenger RNA from Rhincodon typus (whale shark), 372 nucleotides. RefSeq names its product galanin peptides-like. Gene Ontology annotation, molecular function: hormone activity. Gene Ontology annotation, cellular component: extracellular region. The transcript has 5 exons. NCBI's taxonomy places the organism in Eukaryota, Metazoa, Chordata, Chondrichthyes, Orectolobiformes, Rhincodontidae. Bases 1 to 372 code for a protein of 123 amino acids. The record is from RefSeq and is a predicted model, not a curated record.
AUGUAUAAAGUCAGGACCCUGAUCUGUAUGUCUUUGAUACUUUGUGGAUUAGUGACCGAAUGUUUUGGCUUAGUGAUCAUGCCUAAAGACAAAAGGGGUUGGACAUUGAACAGUGCUGGAUAUCUGUUAGGUCCACAUGCAGCGAAUGGUCACAGGUCACUGAACGACAGAGGGGGCCUCGCUGGAAAGAGGGAUACCUUUGAUGAUAAUUACAAAUUAGCUGUCACAAGUUUCAGUAAUCCACUACAUUCAGUUGAUGAAAAUAUUCUUCAGACACUGAUAGAAUUCCUGAGUUACGUACGUCAGAGAGAAUCUGGUUUACUGGAUCAUUCCAAUGUACCACUCUCAGCAGAACAAAUGCAACAAGCAUAA